AUGGAUACUGGUAACCUGGUCGUCAUCGAUGAAGACGAUGAGGAGCACUUGAUGGGAACUGUGUGGCAGAGUUUUGAAAAUCCAACUGACACAUUUCUUCCAGGUAUGAAAAUGGAUGAAGAUAUGGUACUCAUUUCAUGGCAAAGUUACGAUGACCCGGCAUCUGGAAACUUUAGUUUUCAGCUAGAUCAAGAAGCAAACCAGUUUGUCAUUUGGAAAAGAUCCAUCAGGUACUGGAGAAGUGGAGUUUCAGAUCAUAGUGGAAGCUCCGGCAGUGAAAUGCCUUCUGCAAUAUCUUACUUCCUGUCGAAUUUCACCUCGACUCCAGUCCGCAAUGAUUCUGUCCCGUAUCUCACUUCAUCUUUGUACACAAAUACAAGAAUGGUGAUGAGUUUUGCUGGCCAAAUUCAGUACCACCAGUUGGAUACUGAGAAGAUUUGGUCCCUGAUUUGGGCUCAGCCUAGGACUAGAUGCGGUCUCUAUAAUGCUUGCGGCAAUUUUGGUAGCUGCAAUAGUAAUAAUGAAGAGGUAUGCAAAUGUUUGCCUGGUUUUCAGCCCGUCUCACCAGAGUACUGGAAUUCUGGAGAUAAUUCAAGAGGAUGCACCAGAAGAUCGCCAUUAUGUAGCAACAAUGCUGUUAAAGACACAUUCUUGAAUUUAAAAAUGAUGAGAGUAACAAAUCCGGAUGCACAAUUCAAGGCUAAAAAUGAGAUUGAAUGUAAAAUGGAGUGCCUCAACAACUGCCAAUGUGAGGCUUUCUUAUACGAAGAAGCUCAAACCACUAAAGGAGGUGAAUCUGAAAGUGCCACCUGCUGGAUUUGGACCGAUGAUCUCAGGGACAUUCAAGAGGAGUAUGAUAGCGGCCGCGAUCUCAAUGUACGCAUAUCAGUUUCUGAUACAGAUUCAACAACAAGAACUUGUGGGACUUGUGGAACUAACCUGAUUCCCUAUCCCCUUAGCACUGGACCAAAAUGUGGCGAUCCGACGUACCUUAAUUUCUACUGCAACAUCUCAUCAGGCCAACUUAGCUUUACGGCACGAGGCGACGCCUACAGAGUCACAAAAAUCAAUCCAGCAAUACACACAUUUGUCAUUGAAACUGAAAGUGCAGAUAGUUGCAAGGCCAUAAAAUCAAAUGACAAUCUUUUACAUCUCAGUCAAUCAUCUCCAUUUCAUGUGAUUAGAUGGUGCAAUGCUGAUCUGGGCAACUUUAGCACCACUGUGUCUUUCAAGGCUGGAGAUGAAGUAGAGAUAGGUUGGGAUCCGCCACCUGAGCCAACUUGCUUUUCUUCUUCAGAUUGCAAAGAUUGGCCAAAUUCUGCUUGCAGUGUAACAGUAGAUGGAAAGAAAAGGUGCCUUUGUAAUGCACACUCUAGAUGGGAUGGUUUGAAGUUGAAUUGUACUGAAGCAGGUCAUUACAGUAAGCAAACAGAUAGUUCUUCAAUAGGAAAGAUUCCAUUGUCUCUGAUCAUUGCAGUAGCUUUGAUUAGUCUCAUUGCUUUAGCUAUUCUCUCAAGCACCAUUAUUUGCAUAUAUUUGCAGAGGAGAAGGAUGCCAAGACUGCAAG
Dovyalis caffra is the source of this 1567-nucleotide messenger RNA. The record is from the annotation of a GenBank genome assembly. NCBI's taxonomy places the organism in Eukaryota, Viridiplantae, Streptophyta, Magnoliopsida, Malpighiales, Salicaceae.